CCGGCACUGGUCUGCAAAGUCUGCGGUGACACCAGCAGCGGGAAACAUUACGGCAUCUACGCCUGCAACGGCUGCAGCGGCUUCUUCAAACGCAGCGUGAGGAGGAGACUCAUUUACAGAUGCCAGGCCGGUACAGGAAUGUGUCCAGUCGACAAAGCUCAUCGUAACCAGUGCCAGGCAUGUCGGCUGAAGAAGUGCCUGCAGGCGGGCAUGAAUAAAGAUGCAGUGCAGAACGAGCGGCAGCCCCGCAGCACAGCUCAGGUCCGCCUGGACUCCAUCGACGUGGACCCUGAGAAGGAUCACCUGGCCACCACACGAGAGCCCACUUCCUCCGCCUCUUCUUCCUCCUCCUCUUCUUCCUCUUCCUCGGGCGGCUCUAAUAACCACCGCUUCAUGGCCAGCCUCAUGACGGCCGAGACCUGCGCCAAGCUGGAGCCCGAAGACGUGGACGAGAACAUCGACGUGACCAGCAACGAGCCAGAGCGAGCAUCCUCGGAGUACCACAUGGCUCUGUACCCGUCCAGCUCCGAAAACGUGUACGAGACCUCGGCGAGGCUUCUCUUCAUGUCGGUGAAGUGGGCCAAGAACCUGCCAGUGUUUUCCAACCUGCCCUUCAGAGACCAGGUCAUCCUGCUGGAGGAGGCGUGGAGCGAGCUCUUCCUGCUCUGUGCCAUCCAGUGGUCUCUGCCGCUGGACAGCUGCCCGCUGCUCUCUCUGCCAGACCUCUGCCCCGGCAUGCAGGGAAAAACCAGCUACACCAGUCUGGACCUGCGCCUCCUGCAGGAGGUCUUUACCCGCUUCAAGGCCCUCGCUGUCGACCCCACAGAGUUCGCCUGCCUGAAGGCCAUCGUGCUCUUUAAACCAGAGACUCGUGGCCUGAAAGAUCCAGAACAAGUGGAGAACCUGCAGGAUCAGUCUCACGUGAUGCUGGGACAACACAUCCGCUCGCACUACCCCAGUCAACCCGCAAGGUUUGGAAAGCUGCUCCUUCUUCUUCCCUCUUUGCGUUUUGUGAACUCAGAGCGGAUAGAGCUGCUGUUCUUCCACAGGACCAUCGGAAACACUCCCAUGGAGAAGCUGCUGUGUGACAUGUUCAAAAACUAA
This is a messenger RNA of Scomber japonicus (chub mackerel), 1104 nucleotides long. Its product is annotated as photoreceptor-specific nuclear receptor-like. The transcript is spliced from 8 exons. The record is from RefSeq and is a predicted model, not a curated record. NCBI's taxonomy places the organism in Eukaryota, Metazoa, Chordata, Actinopteri, Scombriformes, Scombridae. The coding region runs from base 139 to 1104 and encodes 321 amino acids. Gene Ontology annotation, biological process: positive regulation of transcription by RNA polymerase II; anatomical structure development; negative regulation of transcription by RNA polymerase II. Gene Ontology annotation, molecular function: RNA polymerase II cis-regulatory region sequence-specific DNA binding; nuclear receptor activity; zinc ion binding.